Molecule: messenger RNA, 1455 nt
Organism: Endocarpon pusillum Z07020
Lineage: Eukaryota; Fungi; Ascomycota; Eurotiomycetes; Verrucariales; Verrucariaceae
Exons: 5
Coding region: 1-1455 (484 amino acids)
Biological process (GO): endocytosis; actin cortical patch localization; actin filament organization
Cellular component (GO): actin cortical patch
Molecular function (GO): ubiquitin binding; phosphatidylinositol binding
Source: RefSeq, a predicted model, not a curated record
AUGAAGCGCAUUCUGGGCACUUUCAACAGGCGGGCAGGUGCGCAGGAAGGACAAACUCAGAGCGUUCCCCAAGGCGACUCCCCAGAAUCCACGAUUGUGCGAGAAGUGAUUGCAUUUUGCGAAUCGGAUGCGCCGAAUUCGCCUACCGCGGGUGACGAGUUUCUGCACCUCCCUGCGAUCGUCGAUGCAGCUGAAUCUACCCCUGCCGCUGCGCGAGAAGGCGCAAACUGCAUUCGCAAGUUUCUCACCAAAGACUAUGCCAGCCGCGCCUAUGCACAGUAUAAUGCAGUCAUGCUGAUGCGGAUCCUAACUGACAAUCCUGGACGAUCAUUCACAAGAAAUUUCGAUGCCAGUUUCGUCAAGACGGUGAAGGAGCUGCUUAGGGAAGGCCAGGACUUGAGCGUGCAGCAGAUUCUGAGGGAGACGCUAGAUUCUUUUGCGACAGGAAAGACAGACAAUGAAACAUUGAGCGCGUUGAUGGAGAUGUGGAAGAGGGAGAAGGCGAAGAACAACACCAAGGUCUACGGCAACAGUGCUGGCCCACACAUCCCUAACGGACAUUCACAAGUCGCACCGUCUGGGGAACAUUUUGCUCGUCAUCAUCGACAGCCGCGGUCUUUGCCCCCGCCUGAUGAACUUGCUGCCCGGAUCGAAGAAGCCAGAACCACAGCGAAGCUUUUGUCGCAAACCGUACAGUCAACACCGAGUGCAGAGAUAUCCAACAAUGAUCUGAUCAAAGAGUUCGCUGAUCGCGCAUCAUCUGCCAGCCGCAGUAUACAAGGCUACAUUCAUAGCACGAACCCGGCUCCAGAUGAAGAUACUCUCCUCACCUUGAUCGAAACCAACGAUCAUUUGAGCAUUGCAAUGUCGAAGCAUCAGAGAGCCCUCUUGCAAGCUCGACGGAACCUGAGCAACUCAUCCCAAGCGGCUGCGUCAUCACCGGCUGACCAGGUCAACUACCCGCCACCCGCAGGUCCUCCACCAGGAGCCCUGGCCGCCGGAAGUACUCAAGACCAUGCAUACCCAGCUCCAAGCUCACCACCACAAAGAGCGCAAGAUCACUACUACAACCCGCCUCCUAACAUGCCACCUCAGCGAGCACAACCAACACAGCAGCAGCAGCAGCAGCAGCAGCAGCAACGCGAACCGUAUGACGUACCUGAGAACCCUUUCGCCGACGAAGCACAUCAGCCAGCGCCACCAAAGCAGAGUUACGGCCUUUUCCAACGUGCAAAUCAGCCAGGCCCUCCGCUGGGGGCGGAUCGGCAUCUACCGUACACGGAAGCAUUGCAGACUCGUCCACAGAAUUCAACUCCCACCUUUCACUCCACACCAGGCUAUGCAUACCGCCAGGAGCCGGCUGCAAAUCAUCUGACAAUGCAGGGCACAACUCCUCCACCAGGGCAGCAAGAUCGAAACGAUGUACAGCAGCGGAUGGCGAACAUGCGUGUUUGA